Messenger RNA from Rotaria socialis, 5047 nucleotides. The record is from the annotation of a GenBank genome assembly. NCBI's taxonomy places the organism in Eukaryota, Metazoa, Rotifera, Eurotatoria, Philodinida, Philodinidae.
AUGGCCAGCUCAAUGAAUCCAACUAGCAGCAAUGAUAGUUUGGAAACGUAUAGCAUCUUCUGGUUAGAUGCUUCAGUCAAUAAUGAAGAAAAUAUUAAGGCUCAAAAGAAAUUACGACGUAUUAUUAAUCAAUUACGAACGUUUGUCGAUCCUGAAGAAUUUUUAGAUCGUGUUCGUUUUAUUCAACAAGGCGAUCUUACAAUAUUGAUUGUCAGCGGUCAAAUGGGUCGCAUUGUCGUGCCCGAAAUGCAAAAAUUGGCUCAGGUAUCGUCAAUAUACGUAUAUUGUUUUGACAAAGAGGCUAAUUUACAAUGGAGCCAACCAUAUAAAAAAGUAAAAGCUGUGUGCACCAAACUAGAUGAAUUGAUCGAUAUAAUUCGAGUCGAUCAAAAGAAUCGCGGCCGAAACGAAGAAGCUUUGGCCAUGGAUAUUUUGGAUCGUAGUUCAACAGAGUUGAACGGUGAAUUUUUGCAUUCACAAUUGCUGAUCGACGUUUUGAUCAGAAUGAAGCCCAGCCAACAAGACAAAAAUGAAUUGUUGGCAUUAUUGAAAAAAGAAUACAAGACCAAGGGAUUGUUUAAAAAGGACGAGGGUGUGGGUGUGAGUGUAAAGAAGAGAAGAACCUACACACGCACAUCCUUGAAUAGAAGAGAGAGAGUGGAGUCUUUUUUCUCUCUCGAAAAGACACAUUCAUUACUUAGUAUAUGUUCUAUUGGAUUACCGUUGUCAUGUGUGAAGAUCCUUUUGUUCUAGAUGAGAUUAUGAACAAUUUGAUAGCUAAAUUUUUUGUUUUUCGUAUUUUUCAUAUUAAAAUUGAACCUAGAAAAUUGACAGAAACAUAUAUUUUUCUUCUACAGGUAAUAGACCCUGAAAAUGUUUAUUCAGAAAUUCUAGAUGUAGUAGUCAUCAGUUUAGAAUCAAAGUUUGAUGCAGACAGUGAAAGUUAACAAAAAGAGUUACGAACAUGAAAGCAGAUUCGAAAACCUUAAAUAAUUUUUACAUUCGUUCAAGGUCAUAUUUGUUUAUAUGACACAAUAUUUUCUCUAGACUACGAUGUGUUAACACACAGAGAUGAACAGUUGUCAUAUGACUCUUCACGAUGAUUGUGCGUCUGCACAACGAAAGCUAGAUGAUGUUUUUUUUUUGUUUAGAUAGUAAAAUGCUGCAUUUGUUAUCAAUGGGUGUUGAAUGCAUCUACAGGUGAAACAAGUUCUAAUAAAAUAUCACAAUUAAUAGAUUCUUUCUUGUAUAGCUAUACCAUCAUGCAACUAGAGGAAAGACGUUUUUGUUUUUGUACUUCUAUAAUGAUAUGACUGAUAUUAAAGACUCGAUGAUAUGUAUUUAUGAGUCAUCGAGAAAGAUAUUGUUGUUGUUGAUCAUAUGAAGAUCAUUGAUAGUUUUUUUUUGAAAUUAAAGAAGGAAGGUUCCAAGAUUUGCAAAUAAAACUGAAGGUGGUUAUUUCUACUUCAUAAAAGUAUUUGGUGUCAUCGGAAAGUUACUAUGAAAUCGCAUGUGUAUAUAAUUACUGGUAACUGAAUUCAUUGAAGUAACCGAAUUGUGCAUAUAUUUUGUUUGUGUUUAUUUGCCAUGUCAGUCGUAAUCUAAUAUCUAAAUAUGUUUUCGAUAUGUUCAUUGAACUGUUUCAUUUGAGAGAGGGAGUGUGUGAGUGAUAUGUAUAGCUGAACUUGUGAACCGAAGCAGUAUAGGUAGGGAGGUAACGUUUUUUGUUUCUUGACAGAUAGACAUUGAAAUACUUUCAGCGCGCGUAAAAUCUUUUGCUUGACUACUUCAUGUUGGAAAUAGUUGAUAUCAACUUAGAAUCUGAUGGUCAGAGUGAACUAACUAAUUAUAAGUAUUGUGCUUUUGUUUUUGUUUUGUUAUUUGUUGAUUUCAUCUGGCUAGAUGAAAAAGUAAAGUUAUAUUUUUUUCGUGUCGUUCAUACAUACGUGUAGGUCGAGAAUAGAAAAAAAAGUGAGUUUAUUCUUUUAAGAGUAAUUAUACUAUCAGAAUAACUGAAGUAAAUGAACAGCAAUCCGGUAUUCUUUUUUGUUAUUUAAUAGAAAUAAUACAAGAGUAACAUGAAUCGAAAAUCGAUUCACUCAGCCGUAGACUGACAGAAGACACACGUACAAAUAUAUGAACCGGCGACUCCAUCGGCAGUUUCCGUCACAGAUCGUGAAAUUUCCAAAAAGAAGAGUGGAUCAGUUCAAUCGAGACAAGAAAGAAAUACAAAAGAUGAAUAAGUGAAAGUGGGAGGUACUGAUGAGAAGAAAAUGAAAUAUUUUCAAGAGCCAUGAAUAAAAAAACGCAGUCGAAAUAAGCAUGAAAGACAAGUGCGAAGCACUGUCAGAACCACGAUUUUGUUUCUGAUCAAACGAGCAGGAGAGCUCUCAGUCUAUACUCUCUAAUAGAACACACUGUUGGCUAUUCUCAUCAGGAGGCUAAAAUAUGUUUCAGAGCAGGUAGUAGAGGUCGGUGUUUCACCUAGGGACUGGAUCAUGCCGUUAACAAAUUUAGCGAUGGAGGAACAAAAAGUUCCUUAUGGGAAGUUUAGUAGCACGCUACACACGUGCUUCGUCAUCAGACGGGACUACCCCCGUGCCCCUAUCAGUUUGUCCGCUAAAAAUAUGUUCCGUUAAAAAUGGCCAAUCGUGCCUUGGAGAUGGUCAUUUUGUACCAUAGGAAUGGCCAAUUUUUGCCAUGUAAAUGGUCGUUUGUGCCAUUGUUACAGACAGACCGACAGACAGACAGAGGUGAAUUACGGUUUCUAGACCCUAUCCUUUCAGUGUAGGGAAAAUUAGCAAAGCUUUCGAUGUCGUCAUCAUCAUCAUGAUCAUUGUGAUCAGUGAUGAUAAUGUCAGAUGAUAAGCACUGAUGAUGAUGAUGAUGAUGGUGAUGGUGAUGGUGAUCAUGAAGUUUUGUUGAGAUCGCCAAGAUUUCUUAAUUAUUUCUAUUGUCUAAUAAAAGAAUAUCGGCUGUUUUUGUUGUGAUGGUUAAUUUAUUUCCUUGCUUCCUUCCUUCCUUCCGUUAAGUUUCUAGUCGAGAAUGUUUUUUUCGAUAAAAAUAAGCAGUGACCCUCCACGUUUUCUGCCGCUUACAUAUGUCAAAUUUUCGGGGAUUGUUUACUAACCUGUUUUUGAAAAUGCGUAUAAAAAUCCUAGAAAAAAAAGCUUUUCUCUCUCUCUCUCUCUCUCUCUUCUCAGUUAUCAUAGUGUAGAAUUAAUUUUCAUGACUUCAUAAUGUGUUUUUUUUAUUUACAAACACUUAUAGAUGAAAUUCUGAUUGCAAAAGAAGACAUCGCUUGAAGACUAUAACUGAGACAAAAAAAGAAAAAAACGAAACGAAACGAAGUUCAAAAAUAUCUGUGAAUGAUGGUAUGAGUUGAGGGGGUGCAUGUGAUAAUUGUUUUUUAUAUUGUUGGGUAUGUUUUUUUUUGCUAGAUGUUGGCUGAAAUGUUGAUAUAGUUUUGAGUGGAGUUUUUUUAAUGGAUUAUUUAUUUAGUUAACUAUGAAAACUAUGACUAAAAACAACAUGUGUUUAAAUGAAUGUCGAGAUACAUAAGAAUAUACUUAGUGAACCGUUCGUAGGGCUUGUUUAAAAAGGACGAGGGUGUGGGUGUGAGUUUAGAGAAGAGAAGAACCUACACACGCACACCCUUGAAUAGAAGAGAGCGAGUAGUAUUUUUUUUCUCUCGAAAAGACACAUUCAUUACUUACUAUGUUCUAUUGCUUUACCGUUGUCAUGUGUGAAGAUACUUUUGUUCUAGAUGAGAUUAUGAUCAAUUUUAUAGCUAAAUUAAUCAGCAUGUUUCAAAUUAUUGUUACUUGUUUGUCAGAUAUGAGCUAUGAGAAUAUAGUUAGUUAUUUUAUGUGAGAAAAAUUGCUUGAUUUUUGUUUUUUUUGUAUUUUUCAUAUUAAAAUUGUACCUAGAAAAUUGAAAGAAACAUAUAUGUUUCUCCUACAGGUAAUAGACUCUGAAAAUGUUUAUUCAGAAAUCACAGGUGUAGUAGUCAACAGUUUAGAAUCAAAGUUCUUUGAGUCAAUGGUACCUAUUUGAAUAUGUAAAUAAUAAUGUAAACAUGGAAAUAAAUUCAAAAACCUUAAAUAAUUUUUACAUUCGUUCAAGGUCAUAUUUGCUUAUGUGACACAAUAUAUUCUCUAGACUACGACGUGUUAACACACAGAGAUGAACAGUUGUCAUAUGACUCUUCACGAUGAUUGUGCGUCUGCACAAUGUAAGCUAGAUGACUUUUUUUUGUUUUGAUAGUAAAAUGCUGCAUUUGUUAUCAAUGGGUGUUGAAUGGAUCUACAGGCGAAAACAGUUCUAAUAAAAUAUCACAACUAAUAGAUCCUUUCUUGUAUAUACCAUCAUGCAACUAGAGGAAAGACGUUUUUUUUGUACUUCUAGAAUGAUAUGACUGAUAUUAAAGACUCGAUGAUAUGUAUUUACGAGUUAUCAAGAGAGAUAUUGUUGUUGAUGAUCAUACGAAGAUCAUUGAUAUUUUUUUUUGAAAUUAAAAAAGGAAGGUUCCAAGAUUUGCAAAAAAAACCGAAGGUGGUUAUUUCUACUUCAUAAAAUUAUUUGGUGUCAUCGGAAAGUUACUAUGAAAUCGCAUGUGUAUAUAAUUACUGCUAACUGAAUUCAUUGAAGUAACCGAAUUGUGCAUAUAUUUUGUUUGCGUUUAUUUGCCAUAUCAGUCGUAAUCUAAGAUCUAAAUAUAUUUUCGAUAUGUCCAUUGAAGUAUUUCAUUUGAGGGAGGGAGCAAGUGAGUGAUAUGUAGCUGAACUUGUGAACCGAAGCAGUAUAGGUAGGGAGGUAACGUUUUCUGUUUCCUGACAGAUAGACAUUGAAAUACUUUCAGCGCGCGUGAAAUCUUUUGUUUGACUACCUCAUGUUGGAAAUAGUUGAUAUCAACUUAGAAUCUGGUGGUCAGAGUGAACUAACUAAUUAUAAGUAUUGUGCUUUUGUUUUUGUUUUGUUAUUUGUUGAUUUCAUCUGGCUAGAUGAAAAAGUAAAGUUAUAUUUUUUUCGUGUCGUUCAUACAUAC